Messenger RNA from Daldinia childiae, 1722 nucleotides. RefSeq lists its product as uncharacterized. The coding region runs from base 1 to 1722 and encodes 573 amino acids. The record is from RefSeq and is a predicted model, not a curated record. The transcript has a single exon. Lineage: Eukaryota; Fungi; Ascomycota; Sordariomycetes; Xylariales; Hypoxylaceae.
AUGGAGGAGGAAUCUGAUAUUGAGGAUCGCGUCGCGUUUGAGCAAGAUGAGGAUCUUGAUGAAUAUGACUCCGAUGAGUCUAGCUCAGAUGAUGCCAAUGGUUUUCUAGACAUGGAAGCUAUUGAAUCCGAUGGUGAAUCAGAUAAUUCUGAUGAUACAUCCUCAACCAAGGAACAAUUCUUUUUUCCCCAGUUCACAUCACUACCCCCUGAACUACGCGCUCGCAUCUGGGAGUUCUUCGACCCGGAUCUUAGAACUAAAGCGCGAGUAUUUCAAAUGAUUAUCAGGACGAACCCAAUUGAGUUCUGGAGAAGCGCAACUCUAAUAGAGCAGACUGCGCCGGCGAGAGCAAUGUUAGCUACACAUCAGGAGAGUCGUGCGCUGGCAUUGAAAUUUUAUCCUGAUACUCUUGAUCUGCAUCGAGGAAGCGGCGUUAUUCGUUACAACAGUGAAAGAGAUAUUGUACUCCUCUCUCUUAGCUCUCUCCUCGGCCCCAAUGACAUAGAAGAGUUCUUUUCAUCUCUCGGAAAUAUCAAAUACAUUGCCUUUAGCUACCUUCGCGCAGCAAAUGAGGAGAUUCUCUAUUCGAGGCUGGCGACUCAUCCGACGGUGAAAGAAAUAUUCUACUGCUAUGAUUGUUACGAGUAUUCUUCCCGCGAUUUAAUGUGGUGUAUAUCUGAUUCAGUCCAGCGCUUCUACACCCAGCAGACAGAAUAUGAUCCAGUGUUGGGUCCACGACCUCUGAGAUCUAUGUUUUGCUGGCCGGACCUUGAGAACCAUCGAAAGUUCGCCGAAGAGCAUGCCCAAACUACGGUUGGACAUCUGAAACCCUUGAAAAUUUGGUCUAUGAUAGAAUUCGGAUAUGACGAGGGGGUCCUCCGCUACGAAAAACUCGAGGCGAUGAGCGAGCAGCCCGAAGGAUGGUCCUCUGAUACGGAAAAUGAGUUUUUAUCUGAUCUUUUAAUUGAGGAUGAGUACGAAAGCGAGGGGAUAGAUGAUGCAACAAUCGACAGCGAUGACGGUUCAAAUGAGGAUGACGAUUUAGUCUUACAAUCUAGCUCCGACGAAGAUAAUUUAUCUACCUUUAACGGAUUUUCUCCUAUUCAGGAUGAGAACUCUGAACUUCAUUUGGACGGCGAAAUAGAAGUCGGCAAUUUCUCUAGCCUUGAGCCCGAGUCUCCCAAUCAUUAUGAUAAUGAUUCAGAGCAGGAUGGUUCUGACGAGGAGCCCGUUCAGAAGACCAUUCGACGUAAACGUCGCAUUGUGUCUUCGGACGAUGAAGAUGAUUCUAAUGAUGAGCGCGAAGAAGUUAAAAUGCCGUCGCGACCUGCUAAGCGAAGCCGCGUUGUCCUUUCCGACACCGAAGACGAGGACGAUGAGGAUGGAGGCGAAGAUACGAAUCAAGGCCGCGAUAUUGUAUACAAAUCGGAGGAGCCUUCUGAGCCCGAGGAUGAGGACGAGGAACCUGUGAAGCCGAAGUCGAUGUCUUUGUUUGAGAAAUUGAGGCAGUAUCGCCAAGAAAACCCUAUCCCUCCGGACUCAGAUGCCAGCUCGGAUAUUGAAGCAUCGAUAGGCAGUGAAGGUUUAGAUGCAGGCAACAAUAUCAACUUCAUAGACGAUGAGAUAGAAGAUGAAGAUGAGUUAUUGGAGAACGGUGGAAUAGUGGCGAAUAUGUCUGAAGAGCAUUCCGAGGGCGAUGAAGAUGAUGAAGAUGGAUGGUGA